This is a messenger RNA of Grus americana (Whooping crane), 3121 nucleotides long. It is a transcript of the gene ALG13, whose product is annotated as ALG13 UDP-N-acetylglucosaminyltransferase subunit. Gene Ontology annotation, molecular function: hexosyltransferase activity. The record is from RefSeq and is a predicted model, not a curated record. NCBI's taxonomy places the organism in Eukaryota, Metazoa, Chordata, Aves, Gruiformes, Gruidae. Bases 88 to 2982 code for a protein of 964 amino acids. Gene Ontology annotation, biological process: dolichol-linked oligosaccharide biosynthetic process. The transcript has 28 exons.
GGGAAGCGCUGCGGCGAGCGAGCGGUGCGCGGCGCCCUCUGGCGGCUCCCGGCCCGCAGACCAGCUACGAGCGGGCGGUCGCCGGCCAUGAAGUCCGUCUUCGUCACCGUGGGCACCACCAGCUUCGACGACUUGAUCGCGACAGUCUGCUCCCCGGCGGCCCUGCAGGUGCUGCAGAACCGCGGCUACGAGAAGCUGGUGCUGCAGGUCGGACGGGGUGCGCUGAAGCCGGCGCUGCACAGCAGCCCGCCCUUGGCGGUGGAAGCCUUCCGCUUCAAGGACUCGCUGGCUGAGGACCUGCGGAGGGCGGACCUGGUCAUCAGCCACGCAGGUGCAGGUAGCUGUCUGGAGACUCUAGAGAAAGGAAAACCACUAAUAGUAGUAACAAAUGAAAAGCUGAUGAACAACCAUCAGCUUGAACUGGCAAAACAGCUCGAUAGAGAUGGGCACGUCUUCUGCUGUAAUUGCAGCACUCUUGUGGAGACACUGCAGUCGAUGGACUUGUCAACUUUGAAACCUUUUUCUCCUGGACAGCCAGAAAAGUUUGCUUCAUUCUUGGAUAAAGUUUUUGGGUUUCAAUUUAUUUGCAGCCACAUCAAGCGAUGGAGUCAGAAGGAGUUCACUUGGCAAGGACUCCUCUUCCCGAGGCAGGUCCGGGAGAACACGGCGUCUGCUGGGCCUUACCGCGGUUUGCCGUACGAGAACGGGGGGAGGGGGGUGGAGAACGACCCCGCCGCGCCCGGACUGCCCCUGCGGCCGUUAAGCGGGAGAGCGGGACAGAAGGGCUGGAAGAAGUACUUCGGGCAGAAGUCCUUCAGCGAGGUGGCCAUGGACGAGUACCUGGGCAGCCUGGGGCUCUACCGCAAGAUGACGGCCAAGGACGCCUCCUGCCUCUUCCGAGCCGUCUCGGAGCAGCUGUUUUCAUCUCAAAUUCAUCACAUGGAAGUUAGGAAAGCUUGUGUCUCGUUUAUGAGGCAACACCAGCAUAAGUUUGAAUCUUAUGUGGAAGGAUCAUUUGAGAAAUACCUUGAACGGCUAGGAGAUCCAAAGGAAAGUGCUGGCCAGCUGGAAAUGAGUGCUUUAUCAGUGAUGUACAAGCGAGACUUUAUUCUGUACCGGUACCCUGGAAAGCCACCCACUUACGCUACAGACAAUGGCUGUGAAGGCAAGAUUUUACUGUGUUGUUCCGGCAACGGCCAUUAUGACUCUGUGUAUACAAAACAAUUCCAGGAAAAUGCUGCUAUUUGCCAGGCUGUAUUAUACAAGAUCCUGUACAAAGAUGUGUUUGGCAUGGAUGAGGAAGAAUUAAGGUCUGCAGUUGAGGUGUUUCGAAGUGGAUCCAAGAAGAACAGAAACAGUGGCUCUGUAGGAAAUGAGGAUGCAAACUUUGAUUGUCUUCAUGAAAAAGUAUCCCGAAAUCCAUCAGAAAAGAGAGUGGACGACUGGGAAGGCAAUGAUACUACUGACAAUCCACAGGAAGAUAAGUUGAAACAAGGCGUUGAAGAAGAAAAGCCUCCAGAAAAUCCAUCAAAGAUGCCUGUUCCUUAUAAGGUGCUAAAGGCACUGGACCCUGAGAUCUAUCGAAAUGUGGAGUUCGAUGUUUGGCUGGACAGCAGAAAAGAGCUUCAAAAAACUGACUACAUGGUGUUUGCUGGGAGACAGUACUAUUUAGGAGACAAGUGUCAGGUACGGCUGGAGCCUGGAGGUAAGUAUUACAAUGCUCAUAUCCAGGAAGUUGGACAGGAUGGCAACACGUUGACUGUAUUUGUUGAGGAGCUGGCAGAAAAGCAUACAGUUCCUUUGGCAAACUUAAAACCAGUGACACAAGUGGCGCCUGUCCUUGCUUGGAAUAUGGUUCCCAGCCGCAAAGGAGGAACCUAUCAGAAAAUAGCAGGUGGAUACUUCACAGGAAUAGAAAUGGAUAUGAAAACACGGAAGAGAAUGCUUAAGAAAGUUCGUGGAAAGGAAGUCUUUAUGACUGUGGCUUAUAGCAGGGGUCAGCCAGUUCUUCCACCCCGGCUACAGCACAGUGUUCCUUCGGGGCGCUCUCCUCCAGUUCACUGCUCACAGGGUGGUGGAAAUAUGGCACCUUAUGAACCCUAUCAUCCUCAGAAUCCUCCUCAGAGACAUAACCGUGGAUUUGGGAUGCCAAGGGGAUCUGCCCGAUUUAUAAACAGGCACAACAUGGUUGGCCCUCAAAUAGCAUUCUACCCCAGUCCAGGAAAGAGAUGCUAUCAGAGCUAUGACAAUUUCUCCUGCAGGUCCUGCACGUACAACCGUAGCCGCCGUCAGAUGCAGUGUGUGAAUAAGGAAUGUCAGUAUGGGUUUGUACCAGGGAAUGGAGAGGAGCCUCAAGGACCAGAAGAAACUAUAACUUUCUAUGAAAUUGAAGGAGAGGAUGACACAGCUUUUCCUACUUUACCAAGCCAGGGUAGCCCUGCUCCCAUUGUCCAUGGUCCAGGAGGAUUUUGGGUAGCAAGGAGAGGCCCAAACUCCGUUCCACCUAACAAGCAGACCCUAAAUUCCUCAGAGGAGGAAGAAGAAACAAGUGAAAAUGGGAAAUUUCAUGAAGAAUAUAUCUAUGCACCUCCAGAUCCCGACUGUGAAACUGCAACAGUAUUUAGUUCAGCAGAACCUACAGCAAACUUGGAAGAAGGGCCAGUCUCUGUGUCACCUCAAGAUGGAGUGGCUUCCUACAGCUAUCCCCAGAAGCAGUUUCUUCAGCACCAUUCCCAGUUUAUUCAGCUCCUCUUCCUCCAGUCAGUGAGGUGGGAGAAGCUGGUGCCGUUCUUCCACCUUACUCUUGUGAUCCCAGCGGCAGUGAUCUGCCUCGAGAUACAAAGGUCUUGCGGUAUUAUUUUAAUCUGGGAUUGCAAUAUUAUCAUCAGAGCUAUUGGCCUUCCAUGGUGUAUGUACAGCCAGUGCUGCCACCAUCACCUGUGGAAGUUUAUCCAGCAUACACUGAGCCAGCUCCUGUCCUAGAUCAGUCAGUCCCUCAGCUCUACACCGAUGCUGGGCGAACUGAAGUCCACCAGGUUCCCUUGGAAGCACCUGCAAAUGGUAACUUUCAAAAUGCAGAGCCUCCGCCCCUGUCCUGCGGCCCAGUAUAUUACCCAGUCGU